This is a messenger RNA of Marmota flaviventris (yellow-bellied marmot), 6593 nucleotides long. Lineage: Eukaryota; Metazoa; Chordata; Mammalia; Rodentia; Sciuridae. The record is from RefSeq and is a predicted model, not a curated record.
AUGGAUGAAAUUUAUAAGAUCACUUCCACAGAGAGGACCCAGCUAUUGGAGAAAGAACUGGCGGUGCAAUUGAGUGAACUGAACUCUGAAAUAGAAGAACGGGAGAUCCUUCAGGGAGAAGCUCAUCGAGCUUACAGCUCUGUUCAAAUACCAAAGGACAUCUCUUACUUUAGAAGAGAAAGGGAACUGGCACUGAAGAAAACCUUACAGGUGGCUGAGCCGAAGCCCCUUGUUAUUCAGGCAGAUGUCCUGCAGAGGGAGCUAGAGAGCUGCCUAAGAAGAGAGUACUCACCUGAAAAUUUGCCUUUGCUUCUGCUGCAGUAUUACACAGAGAGAAUUACCCAGUUGGCCCAGUGUAAAUAUUUACACGUGGUUAGGUGGAAGAGGUUUUGCCAGCAGAGUAAGACCAUGGAGCAACUUUAUCCUCUUUACAAGAAACGAGUUGGCUACAUUAUGCAGGAAUACAGUGAUGCUGUCCAGAGAGCUGAAAGAUUAUCCAUUGCUCGAGAAAACUUCCUUAUGGGAAAAAAGAAUCCUCCUAACUUAGUGAUGCUGGAAGAUGUGACAAUUUACACAAGGUGGUUAGUGUGUCACCUACACUCUUUCAGGACUGUUCACCACUAUCUACAGGCCCUUCAGUAUUUGCCCAUCUCCAACAUGCUGAGUCCAGCUGACAACCAAGACCCUGAGGCUGGUCAGGAAAAUGACAAGGUCUGUGUCAAUGACAUGGACCCCAACAUCCAGGGUCCUGCAUCUUUUGGCCUGGUGGAUACUAGCAUUUCAGGGCCAAUGAGAACAGAUGCUGAUUUCAUCCUGCCCCAACACACAACAGAAACAGGAGAACUGAAACCUCAGCUGAGGCUCCUGUUGUCACACUUCCAUAUCCCAUACGACCUGCAGGAGCUAAGGAACUCUGCUAAGGAAAUGGAACUUUUUUCAUUGGUUUUCCAAAAAUUUCAAAGCAUCUUCACAGAGCAACAGAGAAUGCAGAUGUUUCCAGACUAUGAGGCUGGAACAGCUAAAGCAGAGAAUUUGUCAGGACCACCUAUAGCCCUGAAAAAGAGAGCCAACUGGAUUUCCUUUAUAAAGAUCAAACCAAAAUGUGAUCCUUGGCAGAAGAAGAUGUUGACCAAACUAAAAGAAAGGAGAAGAAUAGAUGUGUUAAUGCAACUCCAAGCAAAGUUUUUGAAGAUCUCUAACCCCAAGCGAGUAAUGCAAGUACUCCAGGAUCAUGCUGCCAAGAUAAUCAUGCUGUCUCCGCACCAUCCGUCUUUCAUGUUUUCCCAGAGUUCGCCUCAGUGCAACUAUGACCAGAUCUGGGAGAACAUUUAUAGCAAUGUCAACCUCUACCAGAAUGCAAAUAUGAAGGAGAAUGACCUUUCAGUGGAACAAAAUGAAAAUGUGCUAACACGAAUAAGUCUUAGUCAAUGUGCUGAUGGCCCUCUCAAGCAGAAAAAAGAGACAGGGUACAACUAUGCAAUGGCCCUACAAGUGCUGGGCUUGGAUGAUGAAGCCGAGCUCAGUGAUGGGAACCCUGUCUCGAUGAAAGGGGCCUACUUGUCCUUUCUGUGUCUGCGCCACCUGCGAAUCAGGUCGCUGCAGCGUACCUGCUUGGGAAUUCUGAACUAUUUCAGAUCUGUCGAGCGAACUUUGACAAUCAAUACUUCAGGCCUUACCUUGGUUUCAGGGAAACUGGUCCCCACUAUGGAAGAUAGUUCUUGGGUAAAUGUGACACAAGGAGGCUUGGGCACCUCGCAAGGCCUGGGAGCUCACCACUAUGUCCAUGGGACAUCUGCUGAGCACAAGGUCCACAGUGUUCAGUUCAUGGAGUUCUCCGAAGUGGAGUAUGAGGAUUACUAUUACAGCACAGAAGACGGCAGUAUCCACACCCGGGACCAGCAAGGGGUGCAUAUUAUGUACGACGAAGCCUUAAGGGAUCUGGAGGAACUCGAGGCAGAGCUGCUGCUUGUGGCCAGCCAUUACAUUGAGAAAGAAAAAGGUCUCAAAGAGGGCAGCAAGUCAAAGAGUGGCCAGGAUUGGAGAUGGACCCAUGCAGGUGUGGACAGAUUUGCUGUUCUGUAUGACAUAUGGACAUGGGAAGCAGCUCUCCUAGAAAACAAACGUCAGCUUCUUGAUAGUUACUUUGAAGCCUACCAGCACACGUUGGACCCUGAGGAAAGGUUUGCCUUAGCACAAGCGAUGACUGACAUUAUGCAUCGGCGCCCCAAGUUUGAUCUUGGCCACCCUUAUUUCAUUAAGGCCUACCAAGACGAAUGCACCUGCCUGAGGCUUCACCUGCAGCUAAUAAAGGGCUUCCUUAACCAUCAGAUGGAGUGCCAGCGGGAGUACUUACAGAGGCUCUGGCGAGAUGAUCAUCCAGAUGAUCGCAAAAAAUUUGGACUUCCCCUUAACAUCAUUUGUAAGCAACUUAUUUCCAUCAACAACAGCUGCCCAGAUUUGAAAAACAUUUAUUUGUUGGAGUUCCACCCUUCCCUGGGCCUGGCAGGGUUGGUCCCCAAAGCCCUGGAGCACCUGUUCAGUGAGGCCUGCCGCACCUGCAGGCCCACAUCACCCAGUGGCCUCGCCUCGCUGGAGCGACACAUCCUGCAACUGGCUCUGAACCUGUGGCUCGCGCCAACCAAGCCCGAGAAUUGGUACAGCGAACAGCUCCAGAAAGAUCUGUUUUCAGCUAGAGUGAUGGGAGAUCCCUUUCUCGUGGAAGAGACAGGCCUGCUUGCACUCACAUCCGCAACAGACGAAGGACAGAAACAGGGCCAACAUCCUCACAUGCUGCUCCUGGAGACAUUUUCCAAACUUCUGGAACUCCUGACCCUCCGCCACCGUCUGAUCGCAAUGAGUCUUGAGAGUGCACACCUAGCUCGGCACUAUAAGGAAUUGGCUGAGGAGAUGGGGUUUGAAGAGUUCCAUUUAUAUCUGAGGCCCGUUCACUUUGAAUUUGCAUCACCCAGGGACAAAAUGGACCAACCACCUCCUGCCUUUAUAACGUCUCUGCUGGAGCACAGUGGUCGGCUAGACAGAUAUUCUCCCACUACACUUGCCUUAGCCAUCUCUGAGGUGGAUGAUAACCAAGUUGGCAAAUUUAGUUUUUAUACGAAAGAAGCCAUCCUUAAGCUCUUGUCCCAGUCUGAAGUGGAAAAUAUGCAAGUGACCCUCGCAUGUCAAGCUGCUCAGAAAAAUGCUUUGAUGGUGGCAGUUCAACAAGCAUCCUUCUAUCACAGGACAGUGGGCUGUCCUGCUGAUGUCAAGGAAGUAAGUGCAGAACUGAAAAAUCAUGGCAGAAUGAGUCCAACCAGAAGAAGAAAUUCCAGAAUUGUGAAUGACACCGAAAGCUUACUGUUAUCCCCAACUCCAAAAGUCCCAAAUAACCUUACGCACUCUUCAGAAAGAUUUCAGAGGACCAAAAGGGCUCCAGAGGCUUUUGUGUCUAUUCAACUAGAAAAGGUGGGGCUGCGGGACAUGAUGCUGACCGCCUUUCACCUCAGGAAACAGACCAUGGCCGGCAGAAUGAACAGCCCUGAUGAAAUUGGAAAACUCAAGAGGGAUGUUAUAAUUGAAUAUUGUCAAAAGUUUAACCGCCACAUGUCUCACUAUGCUCUUCGGAGUCAGAUCAUGGCACACUGUAAUAGCCUGAGAGCCCUCCUGGAGGAUUUUCCUACUAUCAGGGAUACCUUUUUCAUGGUGGGGCAACCACAAGAAAAGAAGGGAUCAAGUGAUUCCAAGGAGAGCCUCAAAGCUGACCCCAGGAGUUCUCAGCCCCGGCCUCCAUAUUUGCUGUCAGCGGAUGGAAAAGUCCUCCUCAAUUUAUGGUACAUCCCCCAUCCUUCCGAAGUGCUGGUUAUGUUCAAAACUCUGCCAGAAAAGGAAGCUUUUAGAGCCUUAACACUAACACUACAGUUGAUGGCUUCCUUCCAUGACAUUGUGGCCUACCUUUUCAGUUUUGUUCAACUUGGCAAUUGUCCAGCAGGCGUUGAAUUUCCUGUAAGCCCUGAUCCUUUGAGGGGAGACUGGGGAGGAACAGAGGACAUUGGGUCUGAGCUUCAAGAGCUGCAGAAAAUGCUUGACAGCCUCAAGAGCCCCCAGGACCCGACCCAGGUGGCCCAGGCCCUCCUCCUCCGCAGGGAUGUUAUGUUUCUGCAAUUCGAUGCUGCAGUGAGGCAUCUCAUCCGAAUAUUUUUGGCAGCUGGAAAUAUUCCCGCCUACCAGUCUGUCACCGAUGGCAUGUGUCAUGGGCUGCCACCGCUGAGCAACUCUCUCAGGAAGAGCAUUUUUGCUUCACAGCUUGGCCUGCCCCAGCCGCUGGAUCCACGGAGCCUCCAGGCAUCUGUGCUAUUCCCCUGGAGAGCAUUUCUGGAAGAUGGAGGGCCAUUUCCUGUAAUAAGUAGCAGCCCAGAUAUCCUAGAGUAUAAUAUGCAGCUGUGCCUUUGUGGGCUGAGUGACCGUGACCGCAAGGUGGCUCAUGGAGAGCUGGUGGGUGUGCGACUGCUAAUGGAAGAUGUGCUAAGCAGCUGUCAUAUGACCAUGGAGGAUCCCCUUGGAUGGCAAGCCAUACUGGACAAAAAUACACAGCCAGAGUGGUCCAAAGUGCCAGGAAUCAAAAGUCAGUUCCAAAGCAGCCCAAAGAUUUCCAAGCUACUGGAGGGCCGGUGCGAUGUGGUGACGUCCUUUGCUCUGCUGAGAUCAUUUCUGAUGCUGUGGAAGCAGCUGGAAGUACUGAAGGAUCACUGGGGCCAGCUGAAGCUGGGAGACCAGGACAUCAGCUCUGCCUCCUUCCACAAACAGUACUCGGAGCUCUAUGAAGCUGACAUUCUCUACCCCAGCAUGAAAGCUAUAGCUAGGCAGAUGGGGAAAGAAGAUGAAUUUGAAAGACUUAUAAUAAAUAGCCAGUCUAUUCUUCCCCCCAAAGGAGCUUCAGAAAUUGAAAUAAAAACUCAGCAGCUUCAGAAACUUCUGGAAAAUAUUGAAAUUCAUAUGAUCCAGGAGGUCUUAAGAAAAGUUAAUAAAGAGAUGACACUGGUUUUAUCAGAAAAGUCCAAGGAAGAGUCUACUCUCCCAACAGAUCUUUGGAAACAUCAAGUCAUGAAAGAAAAUUUUUCAGUUGCAAGACCACAAAUAGUUGAGAAAUUUAUACAGAAAUUAAUGGAGAAUUACCAGGACAGUGGACCAGAGAUCACCUUCAGGAAAGACCACCUUGAGGCCUGCCUCCUUUCCUUGGGUUGUGAUGUGAUGGCAAGAGAACGCAGCAACUUUGAGACCUACUCCAUGUGUUAUGAGCAUGUGUUGCAGCACACUAGGCAGAAGCUCUGCCAGAAGGAGCAGGAACUAGAGGUGUUACAAAGAAGUCAAGUGCCACCUGAAGACCAUGCUGGUCAGGUUGCAGAGCUCAGUCAUGAUAUGAUCAUGGAAAUCACUGCUCUGAGAGCCCAACUCACAGAUUUGGAAGAGGAGAACAUAAAUCUCAAAAAGCAAAUUAAAGAAGAAGUCCAAGAAGAAUAUGAAGCAUUGGUCCAAGCUUUGUUUAUGACCUGUUUACACAGAAAAGAGAAGCUGAAUGAGAAUUGGCUUAAUUUGACCCAGAAAGUGUGUGAGCUCAUCAGUGAAGUGAGAACAGAAGGGAUCACCAAUAUGAAGGAGCUAAGGAAGAAAUGGGGCUCUGCCAGGCCUGAUGAAGGAAUAAAAGAAAACGCAGCCAAGGAGCAGCUUUUGGCCUUGGAGCAGGACAACCGCAGCCUGGCUGCCCUGGUGUGCAAAGUGAGGAGCCUAGGCCUCUGGAGGCAGGCUGUGCAGCAGACACACUUCCGGGGCCAGCUGAGCAGGGCAGAGAAGGAAUCUAUUCGAAGUAAAAAAGAAUGUUUGCGCAUCAAGCUAAUAGCAGAGCGGGAAGCAGGUUUAUUUCGCCAACAGUUGCUAGCUCUCAGGCAGGCCCUGGCCAGUGCUCAGGCUGACAAUGCCAGGAUGCGGAAGCGGCAGGAUGACCAGGCCCAGCUGUUGAAGGAGCUAGAACACAGAGUGACCCAGGAAGCUCUCACCCGGCAGCAGCUAGAUGUCAUAAAAACAUCCAGCAUGGAGAAGCUCUUGGAAGAAGUGGGCCACAAAGAACAGCAACUGCAGCUCCUCACCGAAGAGGCUGAGAGGGCUUCAAAACUGGGCCAGCUUCAGCGGAGAAAGAUGGAGCGAGACCUCCGACAGACGAGAAGCCGACUUGCCCAGGAGCGCAGUGUGAAGCUGGAUGCUUUCCAGCGCAUAGAGGAGUUACAGAGUCAGCUUCCUGACACUGAGCAGCUGUCCAUCCAGAGGAGCUCCCCAGGCGGCCUUAUAUCCCAGGCUCACUGCUCCCUAAGUUCUGCUUCUACAUUAUCCAGAUACUCCCACCAACAUUUUUUAAAGACUAAUCUUAUGGGCAAUAAAAUAACAAGAAGAAUUCAAAGACCCAAGACUGUACCCAUUAAACACAAAAAGAGGACUGAUAAGGUUUUCCUACCCAAUGUGACAGGAGAUGUCCAAAUUACAGCUUUUCAAGUCCAAACAGCUCCAUCCAGAAUCCCAUUUGGAUCUGAUUGGUAAUCACAUCUUUU